This is a messenger RNA of Teleopsis dalmanni, 498 nucleotides long. RefSeq lists its product as uncharacterized. The transcript has 3 exons. Lineage: Eukaryota; Metazoa; Arthropoda; Insecta; Diptera; Diopsidae. The record is from RefSeq and is a predicted model, not a curated record. Gene Ontology annotation, molecular function: lipase activity. Bases 1 to 498 code for a protein of 165 amino acids.
AUGAAACUUAUUUGGGUUCUAGCACUUUUUGCUUUGGCAGCUGCCACAACUGCAUUCCCUGAGAAUGAUGACACUCACAUUCAUGGUGAGAAUGGUUGGUGGGUACCUCAAAAAGAUGGUUCCUACGUAUGGAUGGGCGAAGAUGAAGCUGAAGAUAUGCUAACUCGUAUGGAAGCUGAAGAAGAAUUCAAAGAACGCUUAUCAAUCUCCACCUCACCAGUUACUUUCUAUUUAUACACUGCAAAGAAUCCCAAGAAGGGCACCAAAAUCACCACUACCACAAAAUCCGUGAACAAAUCUAAUUUCAAUGCUGCAAACCCAACCAGAUUCGUUAUUCACGGCUGGACUCAAAGCUACUUGUCAUCCAUCAACAGCGAUAUCCGUCAAGCUUGGUUGAGCCGUGGUCAGAAGUUACAAUAUACAAAAAUAAAGCCAUUCUACAAAAAGAAGGAAAAUAACAAAAAGGAAGCAGAACACCCACAUUUUAGUUACUUUUAA